Papaver somniferum (opium poppy) is the source of this 1153-nucleotide messenger RNA. RefSeq lists its product as uncharacterized. Gene Ontology annotation, cellular component: nucleus. The transcript is spliced from 4 exons. Gene Ontology annotation, molecular function: DNA binding. The record is from RefSeq and is a predicted model, not a curated record. Gene Ontology annotation, biological process: DNA replication. The coding region runs from base 1 to 1026 and encodes 341 amino acids. Lineage: Eukaryota; Viridiplantae; Streptophyta; Magnoliopsida; Ranunculales; Papaveraceae.
AUGGAACCACAGUUAACAGUGGCCUUACACUUCCAAUCCAAACCAAUUAUCUGCCAUCUUCAACAGCAGAACCCAAGAUGGAGCAGCCAACUACAAAUAACGAUUCUCUCGAGUCAAAUGAUGAUAAUAACUUGUUUUGUCAAUGAUCCAAUUUCUGAGGCCACAGAAAAUAUUCUAACAACGGGAGCUAUCUCGAAGAUUGCUAAAGGACAGAAGGAAAAAAAUCUCAUUGUUCAGGUUGUUCAUUCAUUUCAAAGUAUGGAAGAGAACCAAUUCAUGUUCAUUUCAGAUGGAUUACAUAUGCAGAUAGCAAUACUUGCUCAGUCUCUAAAUCAUCUUAUUUUAUCUGGUAAACUGAAGACGGGAAGUGUUGUUCAAUUAGUCGAAUAUAUUUGCCCUACUGCUCAUAAUGGAAUGCAAAUGAUUGUGGUAAGCAUGGAGGUAAAGAUUUUUGAAAAUGAAUUUAUUGGUGAACCAAAGCUUUAUGUGGAGCCUGCACCAAAUCUGGAUGAUGGGAAGAAAGAACACUUGACUAAAGAUACGGACACAUCUUUUUUUAUGCAUCAAUCUCAUCUAUUAGGAAAUCGUCAGGAUCUCUAUCUUGCUAAUAAAAACAAUACAGCAACCAGAGGAGAUAUCGUGCCGUUAGCCCAACCUAGCAUGAGUAUUGAUGCCACAGCAUUGCUGGGAGAGGUCGAGAUGCUUCGGUUGGAGAUCAAUCGUCUACAUUUAGAGAUGCAAAAUCGAAAUGAGCAGGAAAAGCAUGAAGGUGAAGUUCUGCGUUUGAAACUAGAGAUGCAAAAUGAGCAGAAGAAACACGGUGAUCAAAUUUCGCAGCUUAAAUCAGAGACAGUGCAGCAAUAUAGGCAAACAGAAAAUCAGAUCAAGGUCAUGAAGAAGGAACUUGGAGCUGUGAAAAGAAUGACGGAAAAUAAGGAAGAAAAAGAUGCUGACACAAAAAGAGAUGAUGAGUCGGGAACAAACUUUGACAAACUGGAUGGAGAGCUUGAGAGGAUUUGGCUUUAAGAACAUUAUACAAAAGAAGAUAGAAUAAGAUUUUUUUUUUGGUUCUUUGACAUAUCAUCACAUAUGCUGUGUAUGUUGACAGAAACUUGUUUUGAUAGACUUCAAAUGUAGAAAUGCGGCCAAGUGG